GCCGUGGCGAAGAAAGAGGAGGAGGAGGCAACAACCAGCAACAACAACAACGCCAUCGUCAACAAUAUCGUAACCAUCAUUAUCGAAGGGGGCUUGCGCAUGACGUAUACUCGCUGGUGUGAAGGUGGGUGGAAGGGAAAAAGGCAGGAAGAGAACAGAAAUGUAAGCAAUUCAAUUCAAAGGGUGACGGAACGGAGGAGGAACAGCUGUCAGUAUAACGGUGAGAAGAGAAAGAAGGAUCAACCAACCAACCAACCAACCUUUUCCCCAUAAUACCAGGAAACGCUCACGCUGAGGUGGUGCAUAUACAAAAGGGUCCAACAACGAGAGCUACAUGCAGGCGAUGUCUGAGGUGGAUCGGUGCAGCAGCAGCAGCAGUCAUCAUCAUCGUCGUCGUCGUCACCGACGAUCCUAACGACAGCAACAGCAGUAAUUAUAUUGUCGUCAAGGAGAUUGUUGUCAGGUGACGGGAUUCGAUUCAGAUAAACGGAAGUGCGAUGACGGACGGUGAUGAGAGAUCGCUUGGCGGAAGAGGAGGCGGUGUCGCAGGUGGAAUAUCUUUCCCGAUGUGGAUGAAAUCGAACGCAAGGCGCAACAAACUGCAAGAGAGAUUAGACUUUGAUUCGAGUGCCUUCUCCCCACCCGAGAACGACGACAACUUCCUCUGCAUACGUUAUCCGAGGAGACAGCAGAAGCAGCAAAUCGCGGAGGAACCUCAGCUGCAGGUGAAGACGGUGAACGUGUCACCGGCAGGGGACAUCAUCACCGGCGGAAACACCGGACGCGUCGACAUCACCAAGCACACGGCGCAGUGCAAGGACCAUUUUUUCGGCAGAAAAGAACCGCAAUCUCAAAUCCUGAACUCCAACGGGAAACCAAAGUCGGCAGGGACGGAUGACGGUUUCAAAGGAUCGGGGGCUGCGUGCGGUACUUCCGUGAUUCGCGUUGCCACUCAAAUGGUUUCCGGUAAAGUUGUGAAAGGGUUCGAGACCUUCGAGGAUGACGAGAAGGAGCACAUGCAGACGAUGGGAUUCGACCCGAAGUUGCGCAGAGGCAGCAGAAGUCUUCCGGCGUCCCCGCUGCAGUCGCCAUCCGCAUCGCCGAAGAGCAAACGCAAACUUGCUGCAAACAAAUUCUUUACCGGUGGCGGAGGAGGAGGUAGUUCGUCCGCUUACGCAGAAGACAAGAAGCCGGGCAGCAUUCUCGCAAAUCUUUUGGCCAAACGGGAUCCGAAUCUGUCGCGUUCGGUCAGCUCGGUGAUCAGCGAGGAAGAUGUCGCUGACAAUCUCGCAGCUCGUCUUCAGACCCUCAAUGUCGUCCCCAACGCAGCAGCAGCAGCAGCAACCACCACGGCCCACCAACCGAAGCCCUCGCAUCUGCGAGAAAUGAACUUUUGGUCGCCCACCUCCAUGUAAAAAACAAACGAGAGCAAUAACGACAACAGCAACAAACUAAUUGUUUGUUUUAUAUAGUUGUUUGCUCCGUGCGUGCGCGAGUGUUCGG
Molecule: messenger RNA, 1503 nt
Organism: Nicrophorus vespilloides
Lineage: Eukaryota; Metazoa; Arthropoda; Insecta; Coleoptera; Silphidae
Exons: 5
Coding region: 498-1415 (305 amino acids)
Source: RefSeq, a predicted model, not a curated record